AUGAGUUUCGGUAUGAUUUUGCCUUUUGAAGGGAAAAAGUUUAGCAGCACGUCUGUCAACGCAGGGCAAAAACCUGAGCUGAUUCAAAAAAUUAAGGCUCUUGGGGGUGAAUUCCAUAAUGAUCUAUUGGCCGAUACAAAUGUCUUAAUUGUUGGAAGUAUAGACACACCCAAGUAUAGGUUUUGUGCUCAAAGACGCCAUGAUAUCAUAUUCAUUAAGCCGGAUGCUAUAAAUUUUCUUUUCGAUUCAUGGAUUAAGACGAGAGAUUUGAGAUCUAUCAAGCUCGAAGACCACGUAUUGAGCCCAUUUAAUGGUAUGUCCAUGUGCCUUUCGAGACUUUCUAGCUCUGGAUCUUCAUCCGAUUCCCGUGAAGCUAUUUCAGCGCUGAUACUCGAGCUAGGCGGAAAUCCAACAGAUUCAUUAACUCCUUCUAAUACGAUCCUAAUAAGCAUGGAACGUGCUGGCAAAAGAUUUGAAAAGGCCUUGGAAUGGGGAAUACCUGUAGUGCAUCCUAAAUGGGUGACUGAUAGUGCAAGGAGAGGGGCAGCACUCGAAUGGCGCUAUUACGAUCUUAAUCUUUUGGAUCAAGAAAAAAUUGGGGAGGGAAGUUGCUUGGUCUGGGACGAGCUCGAACCACCAGCAGAGGAUGAUGGUCGUCGGGAAAUGUUCAUAAACUCUUUUGACACAUUCAGUCAUACUGAUCUUCCUGGUAGAGCCGGAGAAAAAAAGAAUAAGGGGCUUUUUGCCAAUAUGGACAUCUGUCCCGUUGGAUUCAAUGAAAAGGAGACCCUCAAACUUCGAUCGACAGUCUGUGAACAUGGGGGAAAUUUUAAGCAAAAGAAAGAAGAAUUGAACAAUAUUGUGAAGACCAACCGAGGAGUCAUUGUCGUUUCAUCUAAUGAGUCUUUCCUCAAGUUUCCCGAUGAUAUCAUGCAAAUUGCUACCACCAUGAAUCUGGCAGUUGUUAAUGAAUGGUUCAUUGAACGGAGCCUCCACUACAACAAUGUUUUGUUUGAUUUAUGGUCAAUCCCACAUAGACAUUCAAAUUUAAAAUUGAAUCUGAAAGUGACAAUAUCUGGUUUCUCAGGGAUUGAAUUACUGCACGUUACCAAAUCAGUAAAGCUUUUGGGUUGUGAUAUUGCUGAGACUUUUGAUGAAACUUGUGAUUUCCUCAUAAUCAAUUUACCUCGUGUUGGACUGAAGAAAUCAAAUUCUCCAGAUCUUUUUUGUGACGAAUUCAGAUCUUUAGUGACUGAUAUCUCACACCUCGACGUACCAAGUCCCACAACUUGCAGUAAGGUUACUGCAGCUAGAUUUUGGGGAAUACCGGUUGUUUCUGCAGCUUAUUUAUGGAAGAUCCUUGAGGAGGGACAACUUCCCGCUAUAACUGAUCCCAGAUGGUGUGUUUUUUCGCCAUCAAAAAUGGAACACGUAACACAGAAGAACUACGAGCAUCAAAGCUCUGGAAAGUCGUUGCCUAUGGCGCUUAUCACAAACAACGACUUGGAAACAACUAAACGAAUCGAGCGAUCUCCUGCCUUCCACCACCAGAAAGAUCACACCUAUUUAAAGUCGACGAGUUCAAUGGAGGAAGAUUUGAGUUUCCCCACAAAGAAGCCGAAAUUGGCCAAACUUGCUGGUACCGCAAGUACCUCGAAUCUUGACGUUUUAUUUGAUGGACAAAAAUCAGAUCAUGAUGUUCCUGUUUUAUUUGGUGGUUCCACUUUUGGAAGCAGAAGUUCUGAGAAUGAUGAACAGAACUACCACGAUAAUCCCGAGUCUGUACCAAUCGCAACAAGUAAAGGUGACGCGUCAGAUCGCGAGAUAGAUGGCCGUGUUAACAAGGGAACGCAAGCCAUUUUCGGGAUCAGCGAUGGAGGAUCAAAACUUAAAGCUGCUACAAAAGCUGAGUCAAUUUCUCAGCAGUAUGCGAUGACGCGCAAGCUACUCGCAGAGCUAAAAAAGAGAACUCCUCAUAAAUAUGAGCAGAAGAAGAUCCCUAGAGUAUUCUACCAUCCGACAUGGCUUGCAACGCUUCGCAACUCAAAUAUGAUCAAGUUAUUCCAUACACGUUAUCAUGAUACUGAAUUGGAGAAGGCGAUGUUGGAUGAAAUUUACGAUUGUCCUUCGACAGCUGACAACCCGUAUGAGGCAGUGACGUAUGCUGAAUGUGUACGAUGCAAACACACCUUUCGAUUCCAUGGAUACUCCAAUGCACACAAAGAUACAAACAUUGGAAACCACUGUAGGAACCAUCCUUCUGAGGUUCCAAGACCCUCUUCUCAACAUUCUAUCCCGUUUAGAAAGGCAGAUUCUCCAGAUUUCAUUUCGUUUCUUGCUUCAUUUUACCAGCUCGUCGUUCAAGAGACUACAAGUGAUUCUCGCAUGACAGGUUCAAGACAAGAAGCUGUCAAAUUUUGUUUCAAAUACCUCCGGAAAAGAAAAUGGAUUUCGAAAAUGGUUGACAGAUCUUAUGAUUGCAUGAAAGAAGGAAUCGUUCAACUACUAGCAACAAAAAAUGUGUCACUGUGCGUGGACAUGUGGAACAAUUACAACUCUAGAUACCUAGGGGUGUUGAUGUACAGCGAUUUUGGGCACGUAUUACUCGCGUUCGAAAACUUCUCUGGCCGACGUGAAACAGCGGCUGAAAUGGCUGAUGCAAUCGGUGAGGUUAUUAAACAGCACAAGAUUGAAGAAAGAGUUUUAGCAAUAACGUUUGACAAUUUUAGGGCAAACCCAAAAGCUCUCAUGCACAUUAAUGAAAUGCGCAAGGAGAAAGACUUAGCACCUUUAUAUGGGAUCAGGUGUGUGUCUCACAUCUUGAACCUGAUUCUCGGGUCAGUAAUGGCCAUUUCCACUUCCAAAUCAAAACCUCGAACACAACUACAGUACGACAAUCAAAGAAGAAGGGAAGCUACUAAAGAUGCAGACAACACGAAAGAAUCCAGACUCUACAAAGCUUGCUUUGACUUCAGCAAGAUGGUGCGAGGGGACACCGUGCUUUCCUCGCUUUGGACAAAAUGCAUCGGUAGUAAAAUUCCCGCUAUUCCAAUUCAAACCAGAUGGACCAGCGCUUACUCUACGGUGACUACCAUCCUCGACAAAUGGAACGAAUUGUGUUUUGUGUUUGGUAAGCUAGUGGGUAUGGGCUUCCCUCACAAUCACCUGGACUCUGACAAGAUUGAGGUCGUCGAGGAAUUUUUUGAUGAACAUAGAAUAACGCUGGAUCAACAUCAGACAAAAACGAUUCUUGCUCUCUUGGAAUUUCGGAACGAUCUUAAAGAAAUCAAAGGACUGAAUUUCAUAAUGGGCGAGCUCAAAGUCUGGAUGGAGUUGUCACAAAAGACUGAGGAUAAUACUUUAAUGAGCUACUCGAGAACGUUUUUGAAAGUACUCAAGCUUUUUACAGCAGUAUCAAGCCUACUUGGCAAAGAAGAGGCAUUGUUUGAUUAUUUUGAUAUUGCAGACCAACUCUAUGUGUAUCGCGAUAAUGACGAUCCGACAGUUGCUUUAUUCACAGAAAGAUUGAAAGGUUUAAGUCCAGGCUUCCUCAACGCAAUUGGUUUUUCCUACUCGAAAUUUUGUGAAUACUUCACCCUUGCUUUUGAAGAUGAAUUAGUGAUUGCGGGAUCCUUCUUUGAUGUGAGCGAUCGCAACCAGCUACUGUUUUCGACAAUAAAUUGGAAGCAUCCAGACAUUCGACAGUUCCCUUACAAAUCUAAGUCUUUGGAAUGCUCCAAGAUAGAGAUUCUUUUUGAGUUGUUUAAGCGCACGGAUCUAUUCAAAAAGAUGUACCACCUGGUAUUGGAGGAGUCUGCAGCGAAAGCUGUAGCAUAUGAAACUUCAGAGAAAAGCAAUCUGAACAUGGAAAUCGAUGGAUAUCAAAAAUAUGGGCUCUACAAUUCUGACUGUAGGGAGUGGUCCAGCCAAGCUAACAACGAAUUCUGGUCCUCUUUCCGAUCUGCGACAUUUCCAAGGUUGAGAGCAACAUAUCAGCUCCUCAAAGAGAUUCCUUGUUCAAAUGCUGCUCUUGAGAGUACGUUCAGCCUCGCCAAUAACGUGAUGGGAUCACGAAGGGUCAAUCUCGGCGAUGAAAAGCUUUCAAAAUUAAUGUGUAUUCCCUCGUUUGUCAAUUCUAUCCCGGAGCUGCAAAAAUUGGAACAUCAAUUUCGCUUUGCAAUUGAAGAUGAAGACGACGAGUACUCUCGUAUGGAGAUUGAGGAUAUAUCGGGUGAUUGA
Messenger RNA from Ogataea philodendri, 4239 nucleotides. RefSeq lists its product as uncharacterized. The record is from RefSeq and is a predicted model, not a curated record. Gene Ontology annotation, molecular function: protein dimerization activity. NCBI's taxonomy places the organism in Eukaryota, Fungi, Ascomycota, Pichiomycetes, Pichiales, Pichiaceae. The transcript has 3 exons. Gene Ontology annotation, biological process: mitotic DNA replication checkpoint signaling; mitotic G2 DNA damage checkpoint signaling; DNA replication initiation. Bases 1 to 4239 code for a protein of 1412 amino acids.